AUGGAAGGUGAGCGCACAUGGACAUUAGCAUUAUUAAUAAGCACUCAGGUGAUCUAUCUCGCAUUCAUGGUCCUUGUCAGACCAUUCUCCUUAGUUUUUGAUAAUUGCUUGAAAAUAACAUGCGAGUCUUUCCUGUUCUUCAUCAUGGUGUACAUGAUUGGCAUGGAGAGCGAGUCAGAUUGGCCUGAAGGAGCAAUCAAGGGAUUCAUGGCAAUUUUAAUUAUUAAUGCAGCUGCCAUUAUGGGAAUUGUCAUCUGAUUCACAGUUUUACAUAUAAUUGGAUUAUUUAGUCAGAGUACAAUGGGGAGCGGUAAGGAUGAAAGACCAGAAUAUGAAACUGAUAGAAAGAUCAAUACCCCCUCAAGAGUUGAAGCCGCACACCCUGAAGUAGUUGUUGACAUUAAUCAAGAAGAUAAAAGCUUCUAAGAGAUGAAGUCAUGAUUAAAACGAUAUUAACUUUUCUUAAAAUUA
Messenger RNA from Moneuplotes crassus, 471 nucleotides. The record is from the annotation of a GenBank genome assembly. Lineage: Eukaryota; Ciliophora; Spirotrichea; Euplotida; Euplotidae.